AGCCUUUAGGGCACAAACAGCUAUCCAUCACUGCCAAUGUACUUCAAAGGCAGCAUGCUUGCACGCCUCGUGCUGGCUCUGUUGACUUCGUCCGUGGCAUUACAUCAGCAUGGCCGGCACGGGAAGAUGGGUGGGAAUUCCAGCAUUGAUCUCCCCGUCGUGCACGUCGCGUACGCCACGACCCCGGACGGCUUCCCUGGAUUGCUUCACAGCAUGAUCUCGGUUGCUCGCAAUUUCCAGGGUAAGUUGUGCCAGAUCCACGUGAUCGUCGCGGAGGACCACAUCACGAAGGCUAGCGAAGUGCUAGCGUGCUUCGAGCGCGAUGUGGCCAAUCUCACGUCAGUCACCACGGCGUCCCUGCACGUGAUGCCGGCCCUGCCGUGGGACACUUCGCGCAUGCGCACCAGCGCGGAGGGCCUCGCGCGCAGCUGGGGCCACCAAGACAAGCUCAGCCAGCCCACCGUCUUCGCCCGCUUCUACCUGCACGAGAUUUUCCACGACCUGCCGAAGAUCCUGUGGCUUGACGUGGACACCAUCGUGACCACGGAUGUGACCGGCCUCUUCCUGACGCAGAUGACCACCCCGAUUGCGGCGCGCCCGAUCAAGAAGCAGAUCGUGGGCCACGAGUUCAAGGGGUGGUCGUGCACGAAAGACCUCGACCAGAAGCACCAAUUCACGUCCUUCAACACGGGUGUGAUGGUGCUGGAUCUGAACAGGUGGCGCGAGGGCAACUUCACGCACCUGCUCGAGAGGACGG
Messenger RNA from Prorocentrum cordatum, 757 nucleotides. NCBI's taxonomy places the organism in Eukaryota, Dinophyceae, Prorocentrales, Prorocentraceae. The record is from the annotation of a GenBank genome assembly.